Messenger RNA from Phodopus roborovskii (desert hamster), 860 nucleotides. Its product is annotated as dehydrogenase/reductase SDR family member on chromosome X homolog. The transcript has 7 exons. The record is from RefSeq and is a predicted model, not a curated record. Lineage: Eukaryota; Metazoa; Chordata; Mammalia; Rodentia; Cricetidae. The coding region runs from base 1 to 849 and encodes 282 amino acids.
AUGACAAGGGGAGAGAUCGCAGAGCUCAAGAACCACCCAGAGGUUAAGCAUAUUGGGGCCAGAGACUCUGACAGGUCAGGCAGUGUCCUGGAGAGUUCUGUCAGGUACAGGUUCAUCCCUGUGGUGAUACCUCACCCCCUGGAGGAUGGGACUCCAGUUCCUCGUUAUGUGGGAAAUUUAGGGCUCACUGCUGAGCACAGGGGACGGGUGGGGGGCGUGGCCUCCGCCACGUCUGUGCUGCAGGCACUGCGGGCCGUGCUCCUGGUCUAUGCCGUGGGCGCUUCAGUCAUCUUACGGCAGCUGCUGCGGCGCCUGCGCGGGGGCUUCCGGCCGCCAGUGCUGCCCUGGCAGCCCGACCGCGUAGCUCUGGUGACUGGAGGCACUGAAGGCAUCGGCCUGGCCACAGCACAGCAACUGGCGGCCCUGGGCAUGCGCGUGGUGAUAGCGGGAAAUGACAAGGCAAAGGCGCAGGAGGUCGUGACCCGGAUCCAAGCCGAGACCAAGAACAAGAGGGUGCACUUCCUGUUCUGUGACCUCGCCUCCCUGGCCUCCGUGCGGAAAUUUGCCAGCGACUUCCUGUCCCUGGGGUUCCCACUACACGUGCUGGUGAACAAUGCCACAGUCUUGAUGGUUCCGCCCAGCAAAACGGAGGACGGCUUUGAGCGCCACAUGGGAUUGAACUUCCUGGGCCACUUCCUGCUAACGAGGCUACUGCUGGGUGUGCUGCGGGCAUCAGGGUCGCCUGGUCAGAGGUCGCGUGUGGUGACCCUGGGGUCAGCCACGCACUAUGUGGGGGAGCUGGACAUUGACACCCUGCGGGCCAGGUGGGCCGGGCUGGGGUGGGGCUAAUGGUUGGGGCC